Molecule: messenger RNA, 2313 nt
Organism: Anopheles moucheti
Lineage: Eukaryota; Metazoa; Arthropoda; Insecta; Diptera; Culicidae
Product: netrin-A-like
Exons: 7
Coding region: 7-2313 (768 amino acids)
Molecular function (GO): protein binding
Source: RefSeq, a predicted model, not a curated record
UACAGUAUGAUGAUUCUAGUAUACUGGAGAUAUACUCCCUCCUUCCCAGUGAUGUACCUGGUAGUGUUAGGGGUACUGUUGCUAGCAUCGACACUGACCCACUCGGUCAAUCUCGACGAAGGUGCAUUCUCCAAGCAUGCCUCGUACGAUCCCUGCUACGAUGAGGAUCGUCCGCGCCGUUGUCUACCGGACUUUGUCAAUGCUGCAUUUGGCAUGCCGGUAGUAGCGUCUUCCACCUGCGGACAGCGGUCCCUGGAGCGGUUGUGUGAUGUGCAGCAGGUUCGCCCACGCUGUGUCCAGUGUGAUGAAGGGAACCCACGCAAACGCUAUCCACCGUCCGCCCUGACCGAUGUGAACAACUCCAACAAUGUCACCUGCUGGCGUUCCGAACCGCUCCGAUCACCCGCGUCCAUCAACGAUCCACCGGACAACGUGACGCUGACGCUGUCACUCGGCAAGAAGUACGAGCUGACGUACAUUAGCCUCACGUUCUGCCCCGGUACCAUCAAGCCGGACUCGAUCGCCAUUUACAAGAGUGCGGACUUUGGCAAGUCGUGGCAGGCGUUCCAGUUUUACAGCUCCCAGUGCCGACGGGUGUACGGUCGACCGAACCGGGCCACGAUCACGCGUGCUAACGAGCAGGAGGCACGCUGUACCGAUGCGCAUCGGCACGGCGGUGAGUCGGGUAUUGGUGGAGCCGGACCCAGUGUUUCACGGAUCGCCUUCAGCACUCUGGAGGGUCGGCCAUCUGCACCGGAUUUCGAUUCGUCGCCGGUGCUGCAGGAUUGGGUUACAGCUACUGAUGUGCGCAUCGUGUUCCAUCGCCAUCAAAUGCCGCCUGAAGAUUCGUUCGAGGAUCCCUGGUAUCUUUUGCACAGUUCGGCUCAGGUACCUCAGGCAUCCUUCCGCCGACAGCCACGAGAUCUGGAGGACGAACAAAAUGCGUCGGAGCAGGAAGAAUUUCCGGUGCCGUCCACGACGCCGGACUAUCAAUCCGAGGAAGCACCGCAGGUUCGAUCACAAUCAAACGCUUCGGAGCCGGUGAACUCAUCCAUCAAACCGCCAGCGGAAGUGCUGAGUGUAGGACGAACUGGAUCAUCUACGCGGCAGCAACCUCACCAUCAUUACGCGGUGUCAGAUUUUGCUGUCGGUGGACGUUGCAAGUGUAAUGGGCAUGCGUUUCGCUGUGUCCCGAUGGGGAAGGAGAGUGAGGUGAGCUGUGACUGCAAGCACAAUACUGCUGGUCGUGACUGCGAGCGUUGCAAGCCGUUCCACUUUGAUCGUCCAUGGGGACGAGCUAACGCUAGAGAUGCCAACGAAUGCAAAGCAUGCAACUGUAACGGACACGCGCGCCGCUGCCGUUUCAACAUGGAGCUGUACAAGAUGUCCGGCCGGAUAUCCGGUGGCGUAUGUCUAAGCUGCCGGCAUGCGACCACUGGACGUCACUGUCACUACUGCCGAGAAGGCUUCUACCGAGACGCUACCAAACCAAUCAGCCACAGGAAAGUCUGCAAAGCCUGCGACUGUCACCCGAUUGGAUCAUCUGGUAAAACUUGCAACCAUACAACGGGACAGUGCCCAUGUAAAGAUGGCGUUACGGGCCUAACUUGUAACAGGUGUGCCCGAGGUUACCAGCAGAGCCGUUCACACAUCGCACCGUGUAUCAAAAUUCCGAGAGUAAUAAAUAUGGUACAUUCGCAAAAUACAGCGCCGGAAGAGAGUCAUCAGUACGCCGUCAGCAGUGGUAAUCACGAGCCGGAAGCACCCUCCUACCGGAUGCAUGCCGGACGGGAGUGCGGAAAGUGCAAAAUCAGCACAAAGCGGCUAAAUCUAAACAAGUUUUGCAAAAGAGAUUACGCAAUCAUGGCCAAAGUGAUCGGAAAGGACACGAAACCCGACAACGGAAUCACGAAAGGCAGCACCGGCAGCGGCAGCAUCGGCCCCAACCAACACCCGUACCAGCAACCGUACCAACCACCGUCGCGGCGCUACCGAAACUCACCACCCGAGGACGCCGUGGUCCAGUUCCAUCUAAGCGUGCAAAAGGUUUUCAAGCGAAGCCGCAACCCCGUCAGCCCGCUGGCCAAAGCGUCGAAAUGGUCGGACGUACCGUACAUCGUCAGCGCACACGAUCUGGACUGUCGAUGUCCAAAGCUCAAAGUACAUAGAUCCUAUCUCAUCCUGGGCAACGAUUCGGAGGGACCAACGGGGAUGCUGGGCGUUGGACCUCGCUCAAUUCUGAUCGAGUGGCGCGACGAGUGGCAUCGGCGCUUGAGAAAGUUCCAGCGACAGGCCGACCGGACCUGCCACUGA